CGGAAAUGUUGGCCCCGCCCACCCAUCGUCACCGAAGAAGAAGACGAAUAAGGAAUCAGCUGUUAAAAAAAGUAGCUCGAGUGGAAGAACGCAUCGAGGAAAGAAGGUAUGUUUGAAGCGUGUGAUGUUCACUGAUUAGCGGCGAGGCCUGACUCAACACAACACGCCAAGAUGCCUGCGGUGUCCACCGGUCCCAAGGACCUUUAUGUGUCCACAUCUCUCGGGGACCUCAAUAAAAAAGCAGAAGUUAAGCCAGACAAGAUAAGCACAAGAAACUUUGUCCAGAGUGCCUGCAAAAUCUUUAAGGCAGCAGAGGAGAGUCGUUUGGACAGAGAUGAGGAAAGAGCUUAUGUGCUUUAUAUGAAGUAUCUAGCAGUAUAUAACAUCGUUAAAACAAGACCGGACUUCAAGCAGCAAUUGGAGUAUUACAUGACCACGCUUGGGCCCAAAAACUUCAAGAAAGCCAUCGAAGAAGCCGAGAAGCUUGCCGAAAGCCUCAAGCUCAGGUAUGAGGAAGUUGAGGUAAGGAAAAAGCUGGAAGAGAAGGAGAGGCAAGAGGAGAAAAAGAAGCGUGAGGAAAUGACGGAGAAAGAUAACAGUCGAAGCUCUCCCAAAUCCUCAGCGGCAAGCAAGGACGGCAAUAAGGUAAAAGGACCACUGAACGACAUGAAGAAUGCAUCUUCAAAAACUGCGGCGGUGGGCGGGAUCACGGCCGAGAAACUUUUCCACAUGAUGAAGGAUCAAAUGAUUACUCUGAUUGUCAUGGAUGCCCGGAGCCAGAGAGACUUUGAGGAGUCUCACAUUCUGGUCCCAUCUCAGGCCUGCAUCAGCGUGCCCGAGGAGGCCAUCAUUCCAGGAAUCACGGUCCAUCAAAUUGAAGAAAAGCUCCCAGAAGGGUCCAAAGAGCAGUGGAAAAGGCGGGGAUCCGUGGAUUACGUCGUACUUUUGGACUGGUUUAAUUCUGUUAAGGAUCUAACGAUGCGCACAACAUUGCAGAGUCUCAAAGACGCUCUAUACAAGUGGGACAAUAUGACUAUCUUACGGAGUGAGCCACUGGUGCUGGAGGGGGGCUAUGAGAACUGGCUGCUGUUUUACCCAAUGUACACGACCAAUGCUAAAGUCCGCCCCCCCAGGGAGAAUAUUAUCAACACUCUUCCUCCGUUAAACUUUAGUUACCCAUCUCUUGACGAACUAAAACCUCCAACACAGCCUGAGCCAGAACCUGAAAUUCGACCUGCGCCUGUAGAGCCUUCCGCUCCCUUACUUGUGAAUGGAGUUGCUCCAAGUGAUGCCCGCACACCCACACCACUUGUGGGCGCAGAGAGAUUGGAAAACACUGUUGAGGCUCUCUUCUCGAAGCUAGAAGUGAGUAAGAAAGGACCAGUGACGGACAGGUCCAGCCAAGGUUCUUCGACGCCCAGUGCACCCCCACAGUUUGACCGUACCAAAAAACCACCAAUGCACUUCUCAGAACAACCUACCGCGGUCGUGAAUGGACAAGACAAAGAAUUCAGCAAGAACACUCCAAAUGUCCCCGACCGCUCAGCCAAACCAGCCUUCACUGUUUCUCUGUCUGAAGAAGAGCAAAGUCAGAAGGAGAAAGCCGGGCAAGAACAGCAGAAACACAUUCAGGAGAGUCGGCUGGAAGAGGAGAGGCAGCAGAAGGAGCUGAAAGAGAGACUAGAAAAGGAACAGAAUGAUAAGAAAAAGAAGGAAGAUGAGGAGAAAGGACAGCAAGACAAAAAGAGACUGGAGAGACAGAAGGCAAAGGAAGAGGAAGAUAAAGACAACCAUGGGUGGAAGGACAAAGACAACAGGGGAAGAGAUCAGAAUGCCGAAGCACCCUCAAAGAGCAUGUCUCUUGACUCUUCUGGUCCCAGCCUUAUCAUCAGCGAGGUGAAGCAGGAGUCGUUGACCAGAGCGAGAAGUGAGGAAAUGGGAAGGAGCGUGCCAGGUCUGCCAGUCGGUUGGAUGAAGUUCCUCGACAUUGUUACCGGAACCUUCCGAUACUACCAUUCCCCAACCAACCGCGUCCACCUGUACCCGCCCGAGGUUACAGUUCCAACAACACCAGCAGUAGAACAGAAACAGCCGCAACCAGCAGUGCCUUCCUCCGAAGUAGAGAGAGAGCAGGAGCGGGAACAGUCCAAAUUAAAACGCUCAUACUCUUCACCAGACAUCAGCCAGGACCUAAGAGAGGAGAUCCAGAAGAAGAGUUCUGCCCCAGUACCUGCUGCGACCAUGCCCACCAUCAAUAGAGCAACCAAACCUCCGAGUGUUAAAGUCUAUUCUAAAGUGGAGCUCGCGCGACCUUCUGCCGCCAAAAUUCGCAGCCUGAAUCCAUCGUUUGGAGGUCUGGGGGCAAGUUUGACCGGCCUUCGUAAUCUUGGGAACACUUGCUAUAUGAACUCCAUCUUGCAGUGUCUCUGCAACACACCCCACAUGGCAGAGUACUUCAACAAUAAUUCUUACCUGGAUGAUAUCAACAGGUUCAACGUUCUAGGUCAUAAAGGGGAAGUUGCCGAGGAAUUCGGUGUGAUCAUGAAGGCACUCUGGGCCGGUCUGUACAGGUGCAUCAGCCCACGAGACUUUAAGACCACCAUAGGAAAGAUCAAUGAUCAGUUUGCUGGCUAUGAGCAGCAAGAUUCCCAGGAGUUGCUGCUCUUUCUCAUGGAUGGCCUCCAUGAGGACCUCAAUCGGGCGGACAACAGGAAGCACUACAAAGAGGAGGAAAACGACCACCUGGAUGAUCAAAUGGCGGCAGACCAGGCUUGGGACAAACACAUGCAGCUCAACAAGUCCAUCAUCGUCUCACUCUUCCAGGGCCAGUUCAAGUCCACCGUGCAGUGUCAGACCUGCCACCGUAAGUCUCGAACCUUUGAGACCUUCAUGUACCUGUCGCUGCCUCUGGCCUCCACCAGCAAGUGCUCUCUACAGGAUUGUCUGAGGCUGUUCUCAAAGGAGGAGCGGCUGACCGAGAACAACAAAGUUUUCUGCAGACACUGCAAAGCUCACAGAGAUUCCACCAAGAAACUGGAGAUCUGGAAGGUCCCCCCAAUUCUCUUGGUGCACCUGAAGCGCUUCUCGUAUGAGGGCCGAUGGAAACAGAAGCUGCAGACCUCUGUAGAUUUCCCUCUCGACACUCUGGACCUGGCCCAGUACGUCAUCGGACCUAAGCAGAACCUGAACAGAUACAACCUCUUUGGAGUGUCUAACCACUACGGAGGUUUGGACGGUGGCCAUUACACCGCCUACUGUAAGAAUGCCUUGAAGCAGCGCUGGUACAAGUUUGACGAUCACGAGGUUUCCGACAUCUCCACGUCCUCCGUCAAAUCAUCCGCCGCCUACAUUUUGUUUUACUCCGCCCUGUAACGGACUCUCCAGUCGGAACUGAAGAACACCUGAGAAGGUUGUCUUGCCCAAAUCCAACCCCCACUCCCAGCCUCCUCCCCCUUCUAGAAAGCGGCAGUUUUGGGCACCUGAUGAAGAUGCGCGCAAGUCCGUCCUCCAGCUGAUAAUGGCUGACGGAUGUCGCUAGUGCGCACUGCAGCACAGGCACGCCGUGCAAUGCUUCCGCCACUAGAGGACCUUAUAGCUGUGAAAACAUGCCGGCUGCUCUUAUUUCUGAUCAUCUAUUCUAGAGACUACGGGGAGACGUCAGUUUGACGCCAUCCAACGUCGUCGUAGGCCGAGCGCCCGCUUCGACGCUCCUCACUCGCCGCGGUUAACGUGAAAGGCUGGAUUAUUCGAGCGUGUAUAACAGCAGAGUCGCAUUUACAUAGCUUGUACGUAUUUAACAAAGCGGAUAUUGCACUUUUCCGAAUGUAAAUAUUUUACAACACGUUGGGUUGUUGCGUGACCACUUUUUGUUGUCGUCGACGGUAAGCAGCUGUGAUAUUCGCACCACAGUCUUUGCAGUAGAGGUUACAAUUGAACAUGACCAUUGAAGGGGACCUAUCGUGUUGUUUUGUUUUCCCCCCUCGUUCCCUAUUUUGUCACGAAACCAUAUUUUAGGCCACCGGAAGAGCAAUGUUUGAGGUGUCACAAAAAAGGUGUAUUUUGAACCAGAACUACACUACAAAGUCUCCACACCCAUUUUGUUUUGGUGGUAAAAAGACUUUUCCACCAUUAAUGUGACUAAAUGGAUUUUUUUUUUUUUUUUUAAAUGAAAGAACACCAUACCUGCAGGAAAGGAUGGUUUUGUUGCCAUUGUUUUUUGGGGGGCGGUUUUUCUUCAGCUUCAGUUUGGGACAUGAGAGGUGGAGGGAAUUACUGUAUGAACAGUUCCAUAUAGCAGUCAGUGUUAGCACAACCUAUUGAGUCUUCUGUUGGAAACCCAAAAAGGAAAAAAGUCGUGAAAACACUACUGGAACAUCAAAAAAAUUAUUUGGGCUGGACGAAAAUACUUUUAUUUUAAGUGUGUGUGUGUGUGUGUGUGUGUGUGUGUGUGUGUAUAUAUAAGUAUACACACACACCUUUCCCAUGCUCAGUGGGGUGCGUUUUGAUAACGUGUGAGACGAUGGAGUUCACUACCGUGGAGAAAACUUGUAGUUUGGAUAUAAAAUACUGUGCAUCUUUUCUGAUACACCUUGUAGCCUUUUGAAAGCUUCAUAACUGUUUGCAUUCUGUCCCGACAGUGAAUUUGAUGUGGAGGCUACAUAGUGGAAAAGGAAGAUGAAUGGGGAAUCAUGUCUAUUGUGAGUCAUGCAAAUCUACUCAAGUGGCCUCCCAGAAUAGGUUGCAGUUAGCAUAAUAGGUCCUCUUUAAUGUGAUUUGAAAAGACUGAAUAUUUACAUUUGCGUAGUAGAGAGGAGUUUGAUGGGAACUGUGAUGGUUGCUUGUUUAUGUUAAACAUAUUGUUGCACUUACACUGUAUACAAUCAGAAGAACGCAGAACAUAUAGCUAAUCCAUUAAUACUCGAUGUGGAACGCUUUAAAUUGUCACAGACUGACAUAUCUUCUGACUGUAGUCUUGUCUGACCCCUAUAGCAUAAUGUUAAAUGUAUUUGCCAUGGACUAUUACUCUCUCCAUAAUAACAAUUUAAAAGGAGCAGUAAUCAUAUUUUUGUCCCUUGGUGAUUUUUUUUUUUUUUUUUUUUUUUUUUUUCAGAAGCUCAAAUUUGUAGACUGUAAAAUUUAACAUUUAAAUUUCAUUGUCUUCAGUACUGACCUGAUUUGUCUCCUGAGGUUAGAAAUAAUUUCUCAUGAUUUCUUCUGUCAACACAAACUGUCCCAACUUGUUGGCAAGAGCACAAACCACAAUAAAAUGGAGCAGAGAGCGGAGACGUGCAGGGAUUCGCUCGCUGCUCCUGACCGUCGUCUCGCCUCGCAUGACGUUCGAAAGUCGAUUUACUUUUCAAUGUCAGACUUUAUUUAUCAAUGUUUGUUUGUUUGCCAAAUAUAUUAACCUCCAACAACUC
Molecule: messenger RNA, 5420 nt
Organism: Syngnathoides biaculeatus (alligator pipefish)
Lineage: Eukaryota; Metazoa; Chordata; Actinopteri; Syngnathiformes; Syngnathidae
Gene: usp8
Product: ubiquitin specific peptidase 8
Exons: 19
Coding region: 172-3372 (1066 amino acids)
Biological process (GO): endosome organization; protein K48-linked deubiquitination; Ras protein signal transduction
Cellular component (GO): midbody; postsynaptic density; dendritic spine
Molecular function (GO): cysteine-type deubiquitinase activity
Source: RefSeq, a predicted model, not a curated record